GGCAUACAACUGGGAGAUGAUGCUUCACCAGGAGCGCAAAACUACUUCCGAGUCAAUGAUAGUAUUCUCAAUUCAUUCUUCAAACCACUCUUCAACACAAGAGCAUUAAUGUUUCUGCCUCUAUUGAUGCACAGUAGGACGAAGGGAUCCCUUAAGCUGAAAUCGACAAACCCCUUACAACCACCCACUUUUCAAGUAUCAGUACUUUGAAGACGAUCGCGACGCCAAAGCCCUAGCCUACGGAAUACAGGUCGCGAUCAACAUAACCCGCCAGAAACCCUUCGUUGACAUGGGAGUAGAGCUGUACGCCGUCAAACUGCCAGGCUGUGAGUCGUUUCAGUUCGAGACAUUCGAGUACUGGGAGUGCCACGUGAGAGUUCUUACGCUCAACUUUUACCACUACGUUGGCACGUGCAAAAUGGGCCCCCACACGGACGCAUCGACCGUGGUAGAUGCUCGCCUGAGGGUUCAUGGUAUGCAGAAAAUUCGAGUGGUAGAUAUUGGUAUCAUUCCCGAGGCGCCGACGUCACACACGGCUGCCGUGGCGUAA
Molecule: messenger RNA, 550 nt
Organism: Culex quinquefasciatus (southern house mosquito)
Lineage: Eukaryota; Metazoa; Arthropoda; Insecta; Diptera; Culicidae
Product: glucose dehydrogenase [FAD, quinone]
Exons: 2
Coding region: 290-550 (86 amino acids)
Molecular function (GO): flavin adenine dinucleotide binding; oxidoreductase activity, acting on CH-OH group of donors
Source: RefSeq, a predicted model, not a curated record